Molecule: messenger RNA, 2599 nt
Organism: Triticum dicoccoides
Lineage: Eukaryota; Viridiplantae; Streptophyta; Magnoliopsida; Poales; Poaceae
Product: tRNA(His) guanylyltransferase 2-like
Exons: 14
Coding region: 927-2465 (512 amino acids)
Biological process (GO): tRNA modification
Molecular function (GO): magnesium ion binding; tRNA guanylyltransferase activity
Source: RefSeq, a predicted model, not a curated record
GGCGUCCAACAGCUUGUCUAUAUGGUUGUCCAAAUAUACACAUCCUCUAAAUCGACCUCGACAAUGUCCACGCCUGGACAAUGUGAAGGCGUUGUCUAAACUCAGCUGUAGUUAUGAUUUCUUCCUCUCCCGAGCAACGGCCCACCUGUCAUGGUCCCUGUAUAUAGAUGUUCUGAUGCAAAACUGGAUGUGUAUAUGAGGGAAUCUUUUUAGACCAUUGUCUAUAUGAAUAUAUAGACAUCCAAAUAUACUCAUGCUACUGGAGAUGCUCUAAGGGAGUAAAAUCCAAUUUAUCUUUCACUAACGCCGGAUAGGGGAUCGGUUAGAAAUGCCCUUAGCAGUGAAACAUGCAAUGACUGAAGUUAUAUGAAAAGGAAAAGAUUAAGUUGUUUUAUCUGCGCUGUCUUGACCUGAAAUCAAAGUUUAGCAGUAACAUGCAAUUAUAGAGAGCAGGAGCUUUGUCUUGGUUAUACUGGCCGAAAUUGGUUAACACAUUAGUACUAGUGGUUUUGUUGGCAUGAUAGAUGUCCCAAACCUUGUUUUUGAUUGGGAAUAUAGUGGUACUGUUACGUUGUGUCGUUGAUUUUAACAGUCAAACCUAAAAUAUUACUACCUUUCUAACUGAAUAUAAGACGUUUUUGCAGUUCAAUUUGAAGUGACUGUUUCUCCUUUUCCAUUGCUAGCUGAUUGAUCUUCAGGUUCCACCUUUCGUGUUAUGCCAUGAUAAAUGUACAACUAACUAAUGAUUUGAGUUGGAUGAUUCAUGUUUGUAUGUUUUAUGUCAAAUUCAUGUUUGUAUGUUCCUAAUUCAAUUCAUGUGUGUAGUAUAUGUCAUGUGACAGCAGUGCAUAAAGUCAGAUUUCACCCAAGUGCUAGACCCUUUGCUAUGAUUCUCUCCAGGAACAGGAGGGAGGUGUCUUGUGGUGAUGGCCAAUAGCAAGUAUGAGUAUGUGAAGAGGGAGUUCGAGUUCCACCGCCACCUCCCGGCCUCCAACUGGAUCGUCGUCCGCAUCGAUGGCUGCCAUUUCCACCGAUUCUCGGAGUUGCAUGCCUUUGAGAAACCAAAUGAUGAGAGAGUCUUACGAUUGAUGAACGCAUGUGCCACUUCUAUGCUCGAGGAAUUCCCUGACAUAGUGUUUGCUUAUGGUGUUAGUGAUGAGUACAGUUUUGUUUUCAGAGAGAAAACUGAAUUCUAUAAAAGGCGGGAAAGCAAAAUUAUCUCUGUAUGUGUUUCUCACUUCACAUCUAUGUACGAUAUGAAGUGGAAAGAUUUCUUUCCUAAUAAUGAUUUGAAGGAGCCUCCAUAUUUUGAUGGGCGAGUUGUAUGCUAUCCAAAUAUAAAUACUAUUCGUGAUUAUUUGGCAUGGAGACAAGUGGACUGUCAUAUAAAUAAUCAGUACAAUACAUGCUUCUGGGCGUUGGUGAAGUCUGGAAAAACUGAAAAAGAGGCACAUCAAGCAUUGAAGGGAACAUUUUCUAAGGACAAGAACAAGUUGCUUUUGCAACAGUUUCAAGUCAACUAUAAUGAUGAACCGGCUAUGUUUCGGAAAGGAUCCAGUGUUUAUCGAGAUAAGGUCAAAACAGAUGACUGUGGGAAUCCCAUAAAAAGAACCCGUGAGGCAAUUACAGUGUCAAAUUUUGAUCUCAUAGGUCCUGAGUUUUGGGAAAACCAUCAAUACAUUCUUGGAGAAGCAUCAGACUACCUGUGUCUUGGGGGGAAAGAAAAAUAUGGAUAUGAGUAUGUGAAGAAGUUUGACAACAUCCAUAGGCUUCCAUAUUCUAAUUGGACCAUUGUUCGUAUUAGCGCCUGCCAAUUUGAUCAAUUCUCACUGGUCCAUUCAUUUGACAAGCCAAAUGAUGAGACUGCUUUAAGAUUGAUGAACGCCUGUGCUUCAUUGAUGAUGGAGCAAUUUCCUGAUAUUAUCUUUGGCUAUGGUUUUGACAAUGAGUACAGCUUUGUGUUCCAGGAGAAGACUGAAUUGUAUCAGAGAGAUGAGAGAUUAAUCAUUUCUUCAUGUUCAUCAUGUUUCACUUCCUUUUACAUGAUGAAGUGGAAAGAAUAUUUCCCCAGUAAAGAGCUAGUGCAGCCACCACACUUCCAAGUAGAAGUUUCCUGUUACCCAGAACCAAGGAUCGUUUGUGAUUAUUUGUCCCGGAGGCAAUCAGAAUGUCACAACAGAAAUCAAUACACUACAUGCUUUUGGAUGUUGGUGAAAUCUGGAGAAGGCGAAAACAAAGCUAAGGAGAUACUGAAGGACACAUUACCAAAGGACAAGAAUGAGUUACUUUUUCAGCGAUUUCAAAUGAACUACAACAAUGAACCGGCUAUGUUUCGAAAGGGUUCGUGUGCUUACCAUCAAAAGGUGGAAGCCAGUGAAGAUGAGCGGUGGGAUGUGGCGGUGGCCCACGUAGACACGGGGCCACACUUUUGGGCAAAGCAUUCUUAUGUUUUCGACAGAAGAUGAUCCUUAUGUAUUCUUAGUAGGUUGAUUUGCUUAGUGUGUGCCAGAUUAUCCUCCUCGUUUCUCUGAUGCGUAUAUGGUUGCAUUCUUUGCAAGGCCCCGCUUGGAAUGGGUGUACAUUUCUACACAAGUAUUUA